Messenger RNA from Echinops telfairi (small Madagascar hedgehog), 948 nucleotides. RefSeq names its product olfactory receptor 2V2-like. The record is from RefSeq and is a predicted model, not a curated record. Gene Ontology annotation, molecular function: olfactory receptor activity; G protein-coupled receptor activity. Bases 1 to 948 code for a protein of 315 amino acids. Gene Ontology annotation, biological process: G protein-coupled receptor signaling pathway. Gene Ontology annotation, cellular component: membrane. The transcript has a single exon. Lineage: Eukaryota; Metazoa; Chordata; Mammalia; Afrosoricida; Tenrecidae.
AUGGAGACCUGGUUGAACCGAUCGUCCACUGAUGACUUUGUCCUCUUGGGCAUCUUUUCCCACAGCUCAGCCGAUCUGGUUCUUUUUUCUGUAGUCAUGGCAGUCUUCAUAGCGGCCCUCUGCGGGAAUGUCCUUCUCAUCAUCCUCAUCUACAUAGAUCCUCGACUACACACCCCCAUGUACUUCUUCCUCAGUCAGCUGUCCAUGAUGGACCUCAUGCUGGUCUGUACUAAUGUGCCAAAAAUGGCAGUCAACUUCCUCUCUGGCAGGCAGUCCAUCUCCUUUGUGGGUUGUGGCGUACAAAUUGGCCUCUUUAUUACUCUUGUGGGCUCCGAGGGGCUCUUGCUGGGACUCAUGGCUUAUGACCGUUAUGUGGCCAUUAGCCUUCCACUCCGCUACCCCAUCCUCAUGAAUCAGAGGGUCUGUCUACAGAUUGUUGGAGGCUCUUGGGCCUUUGGCACAAUAGAUGGUUUGAUGCAGAUGGUCGUAGUAAUGACCUUCCCCUACUGCGGAUUGAGAGAGGUAAAUCACUUCUUCUGCGAGAUGACGUCUGUACUGAAGCUGGCCUGCGCAGACACAUCCCUUUUUGAGAACCUAGUAUUUGCUUGCUGUGUUCUCAUGCUCUUCCUUCCCUUCUCCAUCAUUGUGGCUUCCUAUGCUCGAAUCCUUGGGACAGUACUCAGCAUGUGCUCUACUCAAGCUCGGAAAAAGGCGCUGACCACCUGUUUUUCCCACCUGGGAGUGGUUUCCCUCUUCUAUGGGGCAGCCAUGUUCACUUAUCUGAGGCCUAAGCACUACAGGGUCCCUAGCCAUGACAAGGUGGUCUCUAUCUUCUACACAGUUCUUACUCCUACACUCAACCCCCUCAUUUAUAGCUUGAGGAACCGGGACGUGAUGGGAGCACUGAGCAAAGUGUUGAGUCGUUGUAGGAUUGGCAGCCAGCACUGA